Messenger RNA from Cottoperca gobio, 1233 nucleotides. Its product is annotated as patatin-like phospholipase domain-containing protein 2. The record is from RefSeq and is a predicted model, not a curated record. The coding region runs from base 1 to 1233 and encodes 410 amino acids. Gene Ontology annotation, biological process: lipid homeostasis; triglyceride catabolic process. The transcript is spliced from 9 exons. Lineage: Eukaryota; Metazoa; Chordata; Actinopteri; Perciformes; Bovichtidae. Gene Ontology annotation, cellular component: lipid droplet; cytoplasm; membrane. Gene Ontology annotation, molecular function: triacylglycerol lipase activity.
AUGUUUAACUGGGACGAGGAGUGGAGCAUCUCUUUUGCAGGCUGUGGAUUCAGGAGUAUUUACUACCUGGGAGCUUUGAGCUGUAUCCUGGAGCGGGUCCCUCAGCUGGUUCACGGAGCCUCGAAGAUCUGCGGAGCUUCGUCUGGUUGUCUCGUGGCUGCGGCUCUGACUGUUGGCAUUCCCAUCGAGCAGAUCUGUGUUGAUCUUUUGAAAAUGGCGAAAGAGGCCCGAAAACACACUUUGGGAGUUUUCCACCCGACCUUCAGUCUGCUGUGGUCAGUCCGGGACUACCUGCUGGAGAAGCUUCCGGCGGACGCACACCUCCGGGCGUCUGGAAAGCUCUGCGUGUCCCUCACCAGACUGUCUGACGGGACCAACGUUUUGGUGUCAGAGUUUGACAGCAGAGAGGAGCUCAUUCAGGUUCUCAUGUGCAGCUGCUUUUUCCCUGUUUACUGCGGUUUCAUCCCCCCGUCAUACCGCGGAGUGCACUACAUGGAUGGAGCCCUGAGCAACAACCUGCCUCUGUUCGAGCAGAGGAACACCAUCACUGUGGCGCCGUUCUCCGGCGAGAGCGACAUCUGCCCCAGAGAGGGGACGUUCAACUUCUUCGAGGUGCACUACGGCAACGUAAGCAUCCAGGUCAACACGGGCAAUGUGCAUCGGGUCUGUACGUCCUUCCUCCCUCCCAGGCUUGAGAAGCUGGCUGAGAUCUGCCACAACGGCUACAUGGAUGCUCUUCACUUCCUGAGACAAAGAGAUCUGCUUGGCACACAGUGUCUUCCCCCCAGUUUGACGGCGGAGACGGACGCAGUCAAACCUGCUUGUUGUGAGCUGAUGACGGAGGCGGCUGAAGCAGACGAGUCCAACAAGACAUGUUAUGAACGAAACGUGAGAGUCACAGAGCAGCUGCCGGCUGGCAUCAGGAAACUGAAAGUGGUUUUGUACCUGCUGACGCUCCUCGUGCUGCCCAUCGAGCUGAUCAUCUUACUCACCAACAGCUUGAUAUUAUCCCUGCUGACGUGGAGCAGCGGAGACAAGGACCCCAACAGAAGUGUGUUUCCAGAGCAGCACUCCUCAGACCUCAGAACCCAGACAGGAAGAAGAAACAUUCAACAUUUGACCUCAACAAUCACCAACAAAACUCUUCACUGGGACAAAAACGGGAACGUGGAGCUCUUCUCCGUCACCUCCACCUCUAACACAGCUGCACAUGGGGACUUUAAAGAGAAGUAA